Hyla sarda is the source of this 568-nucleotide messenger RNA. Its product is annotated as growth-regulated alpha protein-like. Gene Ontology annotation, cellular component: extracellular region. Gene Ontology annotation, molecular function: CXCR chemokine receptor binding; chemokine activity. The transcript has 4 exons. The record is from RefSeq and is a predicted model, not a curated record. Bases 18 to 401 code for a protein of 127 amino acids. NCBI's taxonomy places the organism in Eukaryota, Metazoa, Chordata, Amphibia, Anura, Hylidae. Gene Ontology annotation, biological process: neutrophil chemotaxis; antimicrobial humoral immune response mediated by antimicrobial peptide; cellular response to lipopolysaccharide.
GCUAUCAAAGGAUUGCUAUGGAGCUACAACUGCUGUUGCUGGUCUUUUGGCUGCCUGUUCACAUUACACUGAGUCCUCAAAAUUCGUACCAGAGAUGUCGAUGUAUAAAUUCUACAACUAAAUUUCAUCCUAAACAGUUUGAAAAAAUAGAGGUGACACUACCAACAUCUUUCUGCAACUAUACAGAAAUUAUAGUAACAGUAAGGUCUACUCGCCAAUGUCUUAAUCCGAAAACUGAACUUGGAAAAAUAAUAAUAUCCUGCUUGGAAGAAAAUGGGAGCAAUUCAAAAGUUGAGAAGAAAUGUGUGAAAAAAAAAUGGAGACAAUUGCAGAAUAAAACCAAAAACAAGAUGAGGAAAAAAAGAAAGAGCAAGAACAAGCAUAAGAAAAAGCAACAGUAAUGUUAAUAUUAUUGUUGAAAAAGGAAACUUUUUUUUUACACAGCUGGCAGAGGAGCAAGUUUGGUGGAUUAAACCACUGAAUCCACUACAUCUAUUUCUUCAAUUCAGAACAAUAAAAUGAAAAUAAAAUACAUUUUUCAACUUUUAACAGCUUUUUCACUGUAUCU